AAAAUAAAAAAAUAAUCAGUUCUUUAGUGAAAACUUGUGAAAAAGACAAAAAUGUCUUCAGCCUUACUGAAGAAAAGUCUCGAAAUAGUAGAAGCGAGUAGUUCAAAAGGCAAUUCCUCGAAGAAAAAGGGGAAAAAUUUUGUUCCUGAAUCCCACAAGAUAAUGAAGGUUGUUAAAAAGAAAGGAAAAAUCUGUAAGUUGAGAUUUUGGGAUAAGCAAAAUCAAAUUGAGGGAAGUGGAAGGAAAUUAACAAUCAGAGAUGUACAAAGGCGCAUGGAAACGUCCAAGGAAAGGGUGGAGAGAACUGUGGAUAAGCUACUGAAACUUCAUUCAUCCGCAUUGGAGGAUGAGGAUGCGGAAGAGAUCGCCCGGAGAGCCAAAACCGGUCACUACGUCCUUCCUCCGCAGCAGGAAACUGUGGAACCAGAUUCCAUUUUCACGGAAGAAGACUUUAAGAAGUUUGAAGAGGACUAUUUCGAUGAUACGAUAUAAUUUUCGGGUCUUCCGGACUCUCUUGUGGAGUCAUAGCAACGUAGGUUAAGAAUUUUGUUGUAAUCAAUAAGUCUGUGAGAUGAGGAAUAGAAAUUUUCCACACAAAAAUGGUUAAAAUUACUGAAGAGUUAGUGAGGAAAAGGUCUGAGCACAAUGAGCGUAUGAUUGGAACCCUCCAGGAGUUGUCUCUGCACCAAGAAAACAUCGAAAAGAUUGAACAUAUUCACAACUGGUGCAAGGAUCUCAAGAUUCUUUUACUCCAGAGCAAUCUAAUUAGCAAAAUUGAAAAUCUCUGGAAGCUAAAGAAACUCGAAUACCUAAAUUUAGCAAUUAAUAACAUUGAGAUCAUUGAGAAUCUCGAGAAGCUUGAAUCUCUGCAGAAGCUGGAUCUUACGUUGAAUUUCAUUGGAGAUCUCACGAGCGUGGAGAGUCUGCGUGAUAACUACAAUUUGAGAGAAUUGAUUUUAACUGGUAAUCCAUGUACAGACUACCCAGGCUACCGCGAAUUUGUCGUGACUGUCCUUCCACAACUCACGCAGCUCGAUUGCACCGAUAUCACCCGAACUGAGAGAAUUCUUGCCGCAAAAUGCUUUCCGGACAUUCGCCAGGGAAUCAUUCAGCGUCAGGUUCAGUACAAAAUUCGUCGGGAUGAGCAGAAAAUUCGUGUCAUGCAGCAACUCGAGGAGGAUGCCAAAGCGAGGCAGCAUCUCAGUGACGAGGAACGCACAAAACACUUCUGGGAUUCAAAGAGUGAACACAGCCCCGAGAUGAGAGUUGAGAUCGCACGACAGCACAGCAAAGCCCAUGAAAUUCCUCCCACAUGCGAUCCUCUAGCUCCACCAAAGAGAACCCUCAAACUCUUCUCCUCCUCUGGACGGGCUUUUUGCAUAAAUGAGCCCAAAAUUGAUUUCCACUUCCGCGAUAAACCUGAUAGCUUUGAACUGGAGCUCCUUGUCUACAGAUUCCUGGACACAGCACACCUUUCCAUUGAUGUUCAGCCGAAUUAUGUAAGAGUUAGCGUGAAGAAAAAGAUCUUCCAGCUCGCUCUUGAUGAGGAGGUAAAGUGUGAUGAGUCCACGUCCCAGAGGUCUGAUAUUACGGGACAUUUGCUCAUAAAAAUGCCUAAAUUGCAUGGGAAAAUUGUCAAGGAAUCCGGCUUUAAUUCAAAGGAUGCCGUCAAGGUGGUUGAAAAGGACAAAAAUAAUGACAACAAAAGCAAGUGCGUUGACUACAGGAACAUUGUAAAGGACUGCAAGGAUAUUGAAGACGAAAUACCAGAUCUCAUUUAAAUUGAAAGAAA
Molecule: messenger RNA, 1792 nt
Organism: Lutzomyia longipalpis
Lineage: Eukaryota; Metazoa; Arthropoda; Insecta; Diptera; Psychodidae
Gene: tilB
Product: protein tilB
Exons: 5
Coding region: 600-1781 (393 amino acids)
Biological process (GO): outer dynein arm assembly
Cellular component (GO): cytoplasm
Molecular function (GO): protein binding
Source: RefSeq, a predicted model, not a curated record